This is a messenger RNA of Tuber melanosporum (Perigord truffle), 1562 nucleotides long. RefSeq lists its product as uncharacterized. Gene Ontology annotation, biological process: proteasome localization; nuclear protein quality control by the ubiquitin-proteasome system. Gene Ontology annotation, cellular component: nucleus. The transcript is spliced from 2 exons. Lineage: Eukaryota; Fungi; Ascomycota; Pezizomycetes; Pezizales; Tuberaceae. The coding region runs from base 294 to 1181 and encodes 295 amino acids. The record is from RefSeq and is a predicted model, not a curated record.
CCCACUUCUAUCAUAUCCCUCCCUUUUUUUUUUCCCUCUUAAUCCUAUUCCCCAGUUGGCUCGCCUUACACCGCCUGGCCACUGCGUGUUUCCUCUUUUUCUGCCCUCAACCCCUUCUCCCUCUCUCCCUCUCCCUUUCCUUCUCCCCCUCUUCAACUCCUUUGCUCUCUCAUCUUCCCCCUCCUCAUACUUUAUCCACCUCCCCACACCCAGCGUCACACAACCUGGAAGUAAUUUAAACUUCCCGUUUCACAGUUACAUUUACUGGUCUACUAGCAUUCAUGAGCACCAUCAUGGAUCCUCUUCACCUUCACCCUCCGUCGGCCCCUCGACUCUCGCCUCCCCGCAUGGGAGGGAGGAAGAGAAAGGCGGACGAUGACGGGCGGCCUGACGAUAACGGAUAUCCCGAGGACGAGCAAAUGAAUACUUCCCCGUCUCAUUCUCCGCAUACGUAUAACCGCCCAACUCAUUCUCAGAACCGAAUCAAGAGGCAACGCAAUAAUGUUACUGGUCGCCCACUCCCAUUGUCUCGUCUACUCGAAACCGUCGAUGUGAAUGCUCUCAAGUCGAUCCUGCAGGUUAUGUGCGAUCGGCAUCCCGAGCUCACGGCGGAAGUUUCUUCGCUUGUUCCUCAACCUACCGUCUCUUCCGCUCUCUCGACUUUGAACAAUUAUGAAGUGUCUGUAAGGUCUGCGUUUCCCUAUGGCGGAAGUUCUACCGGCGGUUAUGCAUACGAUCGGGUCCGCCCUGCUCUCAUGGAACUUCUCAAUGCACUGUCCGAUUAUACACCUCAUUUUCUCCCUCCAAACGAGGCCCAGGCGUCUACCAGCUUAGCUUUCCUCGACGAAGCUACCAAUAUCAUUCAUCGCUUACCUACUUGGGAUAAUCCCGUUCACAACCAUUCGAAGAAUAUGGCGUACGAAGAAAUCGCAAAGGCAUGGGUUUUGGUUGUUCAGGAGGCAGCUAAGCGUGGUGCUGGGAUUGGACUCCACACUGGGGGGUGGGAUACGAAGCUUGGGAAGCACGUUGAGCAGUCGGAGGGAAGAAUGCAGGUAGCCUUGACCCAAAUGAGGCAGUCAGUAGGCUGGAUGGGGGAUUUAGGAAACGGGCAGAGGCGCAUAGGCGGACUGGGAUUUAACAUGCAUUCCACUGGGGUUCAGGUUCCUGUUCGCAGCUGGUAAAUAGUACUCACAACCUGGGAAGCUGUCUUUUUCUCUUUUCCAGCGUAAUGGGGAGUUUUAAUUAUCCGCCUUGUUUUUCAUCACUAUUUGGGAAACUAUAAUCCCUUUUGUGUUUCUGCCUUUUAUUCCUAUGCUGUCCCUCUGUUUUCAACAUUUCUUUAUCUUUCUGCAACGAUUUCCUGCAUUCAUGCCUCAUGCCCGAUUCUUUUUUUCUUUGCACGUAUUUGCUUUACUUCCUUUGUCGUUUAUCCAUCAAGUUAUCUCAUUGACUCGAGGUCUUCAUUGUACGUACUAGUAGCUUUGUCUGGAGAUAGACUGUGUGGAUGCAUUUAUGUCACUAACAGUAUUUUUGUACAUUGGAAAUGCAGCCUAUCAUGUCAA